CCAGGAGAGCCCGAGAAAGGAAAUCUCGCGAGGUUGGGGCGCUCACAGAGCACUUAUCAGAGGCGGCCAGCGGAGAGUCUCUGGAGCCGGUGAUGGGGUUGGCUUCGCCGCGUUCGCCUCUGCUCUUUGGCUACCUCUGUCCGGCUCUGCGUCUGCUUGCUGAAGAAGCUGAACGAGUGCUUGGGGUCUUUUCCCUAUAGGUCUCCGUUGACAGAGGCUUUGAGACUUAAUUUCCACGUUUGACGGCUGCGAGGGCUUGAGACCGGAGGCUCCUUCCAUGAAGAUGACAGCCUAGGAAGAAUUCAUCAGGUCUUCUCCAAUUAAUCUGUGUCUGAGGAUUCUGAAAGCAUAGGCGCUCCUUUAGAAAUGAGCUGCACCAUUGAGAAGGCACUCGCUGAUGCUAAAGCUCUUGUUGAAAGAUUGAGGGACCACGACGAUGCAGCAGAAUCUCUUAUCGAGCAAACCACUGCUCUCAACAAGCGAGUAGAAGCCAUGAAACAGUACCAGGAAGAAAUUCAAGAACUUAAUGAAGUUGCAAGACACCGACCACGGUCCACACUAGUUAUGGGAAUCCAGCAAGAAAACAGACAGAUCAGAGAACUACAACAAGAGAACAAAGAAUUGCGUACAUCCCUGGAAGAACAUCAGUCUGCUUUGGAACUUAUAAUGAGCAAGUAUCGAGAACAAAUGUUCAGACUGCUAAUGGCAAGCAAAAAAGAUGAUCCAGGUAUAAUAAUGAAGCUAAAAGAGCAACACUCCAAGAUUGACAUGGUACAUCGUAACACCUCCGAAGGAUUCUUCCUUGAUGCAUCUCGACACAUCCUUGAAGCACCUCAACAUGGACUGGAGAGGAAGCACUUGGAAGCAAAUCAGAAUGAAUUACAAGCACAUGUUGACCAAAUAACUGAAAUGGCAGCAGUAAUGAAGAAAGCCAUUGAAAUUGAUGAACAGCAGGGUUGCAAGGAACAGGAACGAAUAUUUCAACUUGAACAAGAAAACAAAGGCUUGAGAGAGAUCCUUCAAAUAACUCGAGAAUCAUUUUUGAACCUUAGAAAAGAUGAUGUUUCGGAAAGUACAUCUUUGUCAGCAUUAGUGACGAAUAGUGACCUGAGUCUGAGGAAGAGCUGAAGAGCUUCUCUUAAAUUGCUCCAAAUGGUCACUGGGACUGGCCUGCUCAAUGAAUGGAUUGAGUAACAGAACAAUCAAUCUCAGUCAACCCUUUUAUUUUAUGUAUAUAUAUAUAUACACACACACACACACACACACACAAUGUACAGUACACUGGCAAUGACAUUUUUAAGAGACAGCAACAAAAAAUGCAUAUUUACUGGUCAUUGACUUUAUUCCAAAACAUAAUUAAAAGGUAGAAAUUAAGCCAUUUACAAUUGAACAGAUGAAGGAUUUUCACAGUGACUGUUGAAUAUAGAGAGCUUUCAGUGGUGCUCUUGGCUAGUUCUGGAUGAUACUUGAGUAAACUUGAAUAUUUCCAAUAAGUGCUUGAGAAUUUAUAGAAGUAUUCCAUUUUAAAAACACAAAUUUAUGCCAUAGCUCUCUGUGAAUAGAUCCUCAUACUAAGUUUUAUCCUUCCUGUUUGGUAUCAGAGUUAACAAAUGGCUUGUGUACUAUAAGACUUCAGCUUUAGUGAUCGUCUGUCCGCCUUCCCAUUAAUUAAAAUUUUUGUCAAAGAAAAUUGUUUUAAAGUCUUCAAGAAUGUUUUAUACUCACCAUAAACAAGUGAUUUAAUUUUAGCUAAUUUACCCUAAUUGAUAAAAAUAAAACUAGGAUACUUACCCUAAUUUUAGCUAAUUUACCCUAAAUGAUACCCUAAUUUUAGCUAAUUUACCCUAAUUGAUAGUGUAUGAAAUAUUUCAGGAAAUGAAAAGAGAAGGACUACUACUUUCUAAGAAAGAUCUUUUAAGAGACAUAUUUAGUAGGUUAAACUACUCUGAAAGAAAAAGUUUUGAUUCUAAGUCAAUAAUGAAGAUGAGAUUUUUCUCUUCUCUGGUUGAUCUUUAAGGUUAUAUGUAGUUCAUUUAGCUAACAGAGUUCAGAUGUUUGAUAUAGCAUGCUAAGUGUGGUAAUUUCAGAGUACACUGGGAAUUCCUCUGGCAUUUACUCUUUUUUAAGUAAUUUCUCUUAAGAAAUAGUAACAGUAAAAAGUAAAUUAUAAUUUCAAAAAAAUUUGGGUCCUCAUAACCUGUAAGAUUUUUCUUAAAACUUUUUUAGUCAAAAGGGGAGAGAAAUCUAUGGAUUUGUUUUGUUUUGUUUUUACAAAAUAUCAAAUAUUCUGUAUAUAAAUUUUUAAAAGGCCACCAAAUACAGAAAUGUGCUUUAACAUCAGUUGAAACCUAAAGUUUUCUUUUUUGUGUGAUGAUUGUAGAAUAAGUGUCAAAUAAGCUUAAGUAUACUGUAUUUUUAUGCAAAUAACACAAGCCUUCUAUGUUUGCUAACCGUGCCCUCCCCCCAAGAAGAAUUUUCAUAAACACGCUAUGCAAAUUUUUCUUUUACAACAACAUGUAAAAAAAAUUGGCAUAGCAGCACUUAUGAAAAUACGGGGGGGGGUAGGGUGUGGUUGGUAAACACAUGUAGAAGGAGUGCAUCGUUUGCAUAACAAUACAGCAUUCGUUUGCAUUAAAUAUUCAUAUUAGCACAAACAGAAAAUUCUGCCUUUGAAUGUAUAGUUUGUUAAAGAAGUAUGCCUUCACAUGAUAAUUUUUAUGUAUAAUUUCAUAUAUUGCUAAUAUUCAAAGCUACUUUUCACUUCAGAAUUUUUCUAAAGUUUGGGGGAAAAGGGGCGACAGGGUUGCUUGCAUAGAAAAAGGCUAAUGGCCCAAACAUUAAACAGGUUUCUUAUUCAGAGACCUUAAUUGGUAAUUUAUAAAAAAGUGAGUUUUUAUUUUUAAACUUUUCUAUUGCCUUUUUGGAAAAUAUCCCUUAAUUUGACGUCAAUUCAUUCAAAUAGUUUAACACAAGUAAAAAUUAAAGAAAAUUAGCUACACAGUUGAGAUUCAGUCUGAGGCAAUUCACUGAGGCAGCUCUAUUAUAAAAUAUUACUUGAUAAUUAUUUUUGUAAGCAAAUUAAGUAGAGUUAAUUUAUUCUUGGUUUUCUUGCUUGGAUGUAAUUUUUAAGGUCUUGGCGUUUUAAAGACAUUUAUUUUGUUAUGUAGCAACAGUUUUCCAUCCCAUACCUUUUGUUUUUAUUUGAAGUUAAAUUUAUGUCCGGGAGUAUGUACUGCACAAGAGUCUAUUUUAUCAAUAAAGAUGAGUGAUUAAAAUGUA
Messenger RNA from Loxodonta africana (African savanna elephant), 3279 nucleotides. RefSeq names its product FGFR1 oncogene partner 2 (gene FGFR1OP2). The record is from RefSeq and is a predicted model, not a curated record. Gene Ontology annotation, biological process: response to wounding. The transcript is spliced from 8 exons. Bases 367 to 1128 code for a protein of 253 amino acids. Lineage: Eukaryota; Metazoa; Chordata; Mammalia; Proboscidea; Elephantidae.